AUGCACACGCGGCGCGCGACGCCCGACGAUGGGCCGGCGAUCUCGGCGCUGAUCACGAACUGCGGCGGCACGCCCAAGUACCGCAAGCGCUUCGGGACCUUCAACGUGGCGAACCUGCUCGAGAGCGGCUACCUGGCCUUGGUCGUCGGCGACCGCGACCUCGCGUCGUCCGAGGGCCACCAGAUGCUCGGGUUCCUCGUCUUCAGCGACGGCCCGCGCGGCGCGCCCCACGCCGCCGAGCCCUGGCUCGCCGCGCUGUCCGCGGCGCGCUUCGCGCCCGGCAAGGGCCCGACGAUCGGCGACGCGGUCUGGCUCGAGUUCUGCGUCGCCGAGUCCGGGUCCGCGGGGCGGGCCGUCGUCGAGGCGGCGACGACGGCGGCGCUCCACGCGCUCCCGGCCGUCGACCACGUCGUCCUCGCGCUCGGGGGCAAGGAGGACGUGCCCGCGGAGUGCGCGGGCCUCUUCGGGCGCCUGGAGCCCGUGCCCCGGGGCGACGGCGAGCCGGACCCGGCGCUGGAGAGCCUCUACAAGUCGACGCUGGCCUACUGCGGCCGCGAGGCCCUCGUGCCGACGCUGUUGAUUCGCGCGGCGUGCGUCGAGGACAGCGACGACCUGCUGCCCAUCUUCGAGCAGCAGUCGGAGGUGCUGUCGGCGAACUUUGGGGACUUUUUUCUCGCGGAGAUGAUCGAGGCCCAGGACGACAUGAACCGCGCCGUCGUCGCGACCGUGGACGGCCGCGCCGUCGGGCUGCUCGCCGCGUCGACGGACAUCGACGUCGCGAUGCUCCAGAAGUGCUUCCAGCUCGAGCCCUACGGGAACCUCGUGGCGACUGCGGGGCCCGAGGCGCCGGCGGCCGAGGCGCCGCCGCCGGACGAUGACGGUGGCGUCGCCGACGCCGCGGCCGCGCCCGCGGCCGCGCCCGCGCCGGCGGCGCCCGCGGCGUCGGCGCUCGCCGAGGCGCCCGCGGUCGGCGCGGCCGCGGCGCCCGGCGCGUCCAACGUGCUCGCCAUCACGUUGUUCUGCCUCGACGAGGCCCACGAGUGCCGCGCGCGCGACUUCUUCCCCUCGGUCUUCGCGCUCUUCCCGGGCCGCGACUACUGCGUCGUCACCGCGCCGCCGACGAUGAAGGCGUCCGCGCCCUUCCUCAAGGACUUUGUCGCCGUGCCGAGCCGCCUCGGGUCCACGUUCUCCCACACGCUCUUCCUGCUCCACCGCGCGUCGCUCGUCGCCGCGGAGCAGCUCCGCGUGCGGCGCUUCGACCCCGCGGUCCACGCCGCGCCCGCGGCGGCGUUGUUGGCGUCGCGCGGCGACGACGCGGUGACCGCGGACGGCGAACCGGCGCCGACGCCGGACCAGAUCGUCGCGGGUUUGGGCGCCGACUUUUCCGUGCCCCUGGAGGAGGGGCCGAACGCGGCCGCGUUCGUCGCCGUCGUCGGCGGCGCCGUCGUCGCCGUCGUCUCCGUGUCCCGGAAAGCCGCGUCGACGAACGUGCUCAACUGGCUCAAGGCGAACUACCACAUCGAGGACUUCGUGCCCUUCGAGCGCCACCGCGCGCGGGCCCAGGCGUCCCUGGGGCUGCUCGUCGUGAACCCCAUCUUCGCGGCGCACGCGCGCUUCGUAUUGAAGGAGGUCAUGCGGCUCUACGACAAGACGGUGCUCUACCACGAGUCGGCGCUCGGCGACCGCAUGCCGCCCCUCGUGCUCAAGGAGCUCGUGCCCGUGCGCGCGCGGUGGCGGCCGACGCCCGAGCCGGGCGGCGCCUUACUGCUCGAGCACCGGCCCAAGGGCGACGACGAGCCGCCGCCGGCGGCGGCCGCGGCCGGCGACGACGACACGGCGACGGUGGGCAGCGCGUCCGCGGCCCGGGACGGCCCGCCGCCGCGCGCGCGCGGCGAGCUGCUCCACUACUUCACGCGGCGCUUGGCGUCGGACCGCAAGGCCGAGGUCCACGCGCGCGUCGUCGUCGUGGGCCUGAGCUGCUGCGCCGUGGGGCUGCUCCAGGAGCUGCUCUUUGAGCCGGGCCUCCACCUGAGCCACGUGACGUUGGUGAGCCCGAAUGGCGUGCCGGACCCGGAGCACAGCGGCGCGAGCCGCUACGAAGCCUUCGACGAGGACUUCCCCGCGCGGUUCCAGUUCGAGGCGCUGGGCCUGGGCCAGCGGCUGCGCGUCGUCCACGCGCGCGUCGUCGAUUUAGAUCGGGCGAACAAGGCCGUGGUGCUGCCCGACGGCGCCAUCGUGCUCUACGACGUCCUCGUGCUCACGAACGGGCUCCAGGAGUCGUCGGCGAAGCGCUUGGCGCGGAGCGCGGGGCCGGACUUCGCGGGGGGCCUGGCGCUCCUCGGCGACGACGGCGUCCACGGCGACGAGUUCGGCGACGGCGAGGUCAUGCGCGUGGACUUGGGCGAGGCCGGGCCGGGGCCCGCGGCCGCGCCGCGCGCCGACGCGCCGACGUCGACGGCGGGCGCGCUCGGCGGCGUCGAGGGCGGCCGCGGCGGCGGCCGGCCGCCGCCGUCCCUCGAGGGCUUCGUGAGCCUGAGCCAGGACGACAUGCUCGGGGCGCUCAAGGUCGAGCUCGCGCGGGGCCGACACCUCAGGGGCGUCGCCGUCUUCGGCGUCGGCGUCGGCGCGCUCGCGGCCGUCCGGGGCCUGCUGGACGCGGGCGUCGACGGCGAGCAGAUCCAAUUGGUCGUGCCCGCGGACGCCCUCGAGAGCCUCGGCGACGCCGUCGUGGACCGGGUGGCGGCCGCGCAGCUCACGGAGGUUGGCGUCCGCGUGCUCUACGACCUCGAGCUCCGGCGCCUCGUCCACGACGCGGAGACGGGCGAGCUCGAGCGGGCCCGCCGCGCGCAGCAGGACAUGACCGUCGACGUCGAGUGCGGCAUUUUGCUCGGCGCGGACGCGGACGACAUCACUUCCGAUUUAUUCCUCGCCGUCAACGAGGCGGGGCUCGUCUACGACGGGCGCCUGGUGGUGGACGCCCAGUUCCGCACGACGGACAAGUCCAUCUACGCGGGCGGCCGCCACACGAAGUUUUCGAACGUGCACCGCCGCGCGAUCGCCGCGCGCGGCGGCGGGCCCACGGCGCUCUACCACGAGCGCUACAACUCGCUGGAGCUCGGCGCCCACCUGGCGCGCUGCGUGCUCGACCGGCUCGACCCGCGCGUCGACCCCGUCGAGGCGCCGCCGGACGCGCUGCCCGAUUUCGGGAAGCCGCGGACGCGGUCCGCGAAGCUCCCGGGGGGGCUCUUCUACUGCCGGUCGUCGCUCCCCGUGGUCCCGCCGGACUGCAAGUGCCUGCCGACGGGCAUGCUCGGCAACGACCGGGCCAACGCGCUGCUGGACGAGGCCGCGGCCGCGGACGACCCGGAGGCGGCGCUCGACGGCGCCGUGGGCGUGCGGUCGUUGCGGGACCUCGCGGCGGCGCGCGACAAGUACAGCGUGCUCAAGAUCGACAAAAACGGCGUGUUGGCGGAGAUUGUGUACCUCGGCCGCGAGCCCGUGGAGCCGCGGAAUUUGGCCGCGCUCGUCGGCAACCAGGAGGCGUACCUCAACUCCGCGUGGCUCUCCUACGAGCGGGGCAUCGUCGACGACUGGAUCGCCUUCUUCCGCUCCGACUGGUGCUCCGCGCUCAAGCACGACCGCUUCGCGGACCUGCAGCGGACGUUGGCGGACAUGAUCGACCGCGACGAGGGCGCGCGCGACGUCGUGUCCAUGCUCCUCGCGGGGCUCGACGCGGGCAAGGACGACGAGACCCUGCGCCAGCUCCGCGCCAAGGCCGUCGGCGUCGGCGGCUCGAACCUGCCCAAGGAGACGCGCCAGCUCCUCGAGACCGCGGUUCUUGGCUACCUCCGCAAGAACCGGACGCUGUUGCCGCGCUUCCUCCUCCCGGAGAAGCCCCACGGCAAGGCCUCCGUCGUGGCGCCCCCGUGA
This is a messenger RNA of Aureococcus anophagefferens, 3930 nucleotides long. RefSeq lists its product as hypothetical. The record is from RefSeq and is a predicted model, not a curated record. Bases 1 to 3930 code for a protein of 1309 amino acids. NCBI's taxonomy places the organism in Eukaryota, Pelagophyceae, Pelagomonadales, Pelagomonadaceae. The transcript is spliced from 3 exons.